AUGACGAGAAAAGUGCCUGUGUCCGAAGUACUGCAACAUUCCAAGGCAGAUGAUACCUGGAUAGUGGUCGAUGGGAAUGUGUAUGACAUGACGGACUUUGCGCCGUCUCAUCCAGGUGGCCCAGAGAUCAUACAUCAAUACUCUGGCAAAGAUGCCUCUGUACCGUAUAAUGAAGUUCACGCGCCCUCACUAAUAAAAGCGUCACUCGACCCAAAGCAUCACAUCGGCAUUCUUGAUGUCUCUACAAUCACGGAAUCAUGGGCUGCAGCAAACACAUCCACAGUUAAACCGAAGCAAACCUUAUCGAAGCCUCCGCUAGAAGACCUCAUCAACAUAUACGACUUUGAGAACGCAGCUCGCCAAUCAUUCACCAGCAAAGCAUGGGCUUACAUUAACGGCGCGUCCAACGAUAACAUCACAAGAGAUAUUAAUGUCGACACCCUGAAGAAAAUCUGGCUUCGACCUGCCGUGAUGAAAAACGUCAGACAAGUCACCACAAAAACGAAACUGUUCAGGUGCAAUCUCGAAGCCCCCUUUUUCGUAUGCCCAACGGGAGCAGUCCGAACCGCAGGAGAAGAAGGAGAACUGGCGCUUGCGCGAGGCGCUGGUCCAUCCGGCAUCAUCCAUUGCAUUUCCACACCCGCUUCGUACCCUCACGACGAAAUCUUAGAUGUCACUCCCGAGCACGCCUUCUUCCAGCUCUAUGUGGACAAGGAUCGCGAAAAGUCUGCAAAGUUACUCGCCCACAUUAGCAGCAACAACAAGGUCAAGGCCAUCUUUGUUACGGUUGACCUACCAGUAGUGUCGAAGCGAGAGGAUGAUGAACGAGUCAAACCCGAAAACAUGGUGGAGAAGAAGGUGACCCAGGGCAAAGACCAGAAAGGCGCGGGGCUUGCAAGGCAAUCGGGUUCGUUUAUUGAUCCAGCGGUGACAUGGGACGAUAUAACCUGGGUUAGGAAGCAUACUCACCUCCCUAUUGUUAUCAAGGGCAUCCAGAGGUGGGAAGAUGCCCAGACAGCACUGAGACUUGGUUGUCAAGGAAUAGUUGUGAGCAACCACGGCGGCCGAGCAGCGGACACUGCUCAGCCCUCCAUCAUCACCUUGCUUGAGCUACACAGGAACUGUCCUGAGGUGUUCGACUCCAUGGAGGUUCUCAUAGACGGUGGUUUCCGGCGGGGAUCCGACAUUGUAAAGGCAAUUUGUCUUGGCGCCUCGGCAGUCGGAAUGGGACGGCCAUUCUUCUAUGCCGUCAACUACGGCACGGCUGGAGUCGAACACGCAAUCGAAAUAUUGCGAGACGAAAUAGAGACGGCUAUGCGUCUGUGCGGAAUGACCAAUUUGAUGGAGGAUGCGGGCCCCGAGUUCCUCAAUACGGCUCCUGUAGAUCAUCUUGUAUGCCAUGGCCGCCAUCCGUACGUCAGACGAGGCUUGAAACCGAAAUCACGACUUUAG
This is a messenger RNA of Pochonia chlamydosporia 170, 1452 nucleotides long. Its product is annotated as cytochrome b2. NCBI's taxonomy places the organism in Eukaryota, Fungi, Ascomycota, Sordariomycetes, Hypocreales, Clavicipitaceae. The record is from RefSeq and is a predicted model, not a curated record. The transcript has 3 exons. Gene Ontology annotation, molecular function: oxidoreductase activity. Bases 1 to 1452 code for a protein of 483 amino acids.